AUGCUCCACCCGGAACUAGUCGUUGAGAUUGGUUUCUUAGUAGAGGAUGCUUCGGUUGUGCUGGUACUGGGUGGCUCUGUAGAACUAGCUGUUUCUUGGGACCACGUCGAUGGCGGUGUGCCUGAAGUUGUAGAUUCCGAACUGCUGCUGGUUUGGCUCGUUGUCAUCGAAUUCGUGGCAUCCGUCACUGAUAUCGUCGAUCCGGACGAAGCGGUUGUUUCCGUGGAGCUGGUUGUUGUGCGACCAUCCGUCGAGAUUGAGCUUGAAGCGGCACUGGUGCUGCUGGCAGUCCCGGUAUACCUUAGUGUUGAGGCUUCGGAAGUAGUGCUCAUCGUACUUGCCGAAGAUUCCGAAGCCGUACUUUCUGGGUUAGUAAUUUCCGUCGGCCUUGGACUUAACUCGGAAGUAGACCAUGUUUCGCUUGCAUCCGAGAGGUCAGCCACAAAUAACACAUUGCACUCUGGUGCUGGCAAAGUUGAAGCCGUUGUUUCGGCGCUGCUCGAAGGUUCUGAAGUUGAUGAAGUUGACAAGAGAGCCUGCGUAGGCUCUGAAGUCGGAGCAGACCAAGUUGAAGAGGCCGUGGGCUUCGAGCUCAUGCUCGACGGCGUCACCGAAGUCGAUGACGUCCCCGAGGUCGGCGUCGAGUUCUUGGGGGCCCCGGUCUUCUCGGUAGUUGACACGCUGCUGCCGCUCUCCUCCGACGUGGCGGUGGAUAUCGGAAUUGCAGUCGGAGUCGUGUGCUGGGAGGUCAUCGUAGAUUCUGUUGUCGUGAAGCUGCUAGUCGACUCCGAGGGGGACGUUGGCGUUGUGGUUUUGGUCGCCGUACCGGAUUCACUGGUUGAAAAGCUGGGAGUUGACUCUGAGUCUGACGACGUGGAUCUCGUGGCGAGGCUCGUGUUAUCGGUGGUGUCCGUCGAUUCUGUGGGUGGCGUGGUGCUGCCCGACACUGACAUGGAAAUUGUCUCGGCAGACGUAGUGGAUCCCGUGCUUCCAACACUACUGCUCAAAAUCGAGACUCUAGACGAAGAUGUGGCUGAAGUCAUGGUCGUGCUCAGGAGCGGCGAUGUAGAUUCUGUCGUCGAGAUAGAGUCACUUGACGUCAAAGUAGAAGAAGGCAUCGUAGGAGAGCUUGAGAUCGUGGUCCCUGGUUGGGUAGGACUGGAGCUAGCCGCCCCCGACGUGGACACACUUGGC
Mesorhabditis spiculigera is the source of this 1194-nucleotide messenger RNA. Lineage: Eukaryota; Metazoa; Nematoda; Chromadorea; Rhabditida; Rhabditidae. The record is from the annotation of a GenBank genome assembly.